AUGCCGGAUAUUCCAGUUGGAUCUCAGAUUUUCGACCUCGCAUUUCAUCCCACGCAUUCGACUGUAUAUACCGGCCUUCUCAACGGAAAGGUCAAGGCGUUUCGGUAUGAUGAACAAGGACAUGAAGAAAGUUUCGUUUUAAGGCCUUCCAAGCGUUCUUGCCGUUGCUUGGAUACUAGCGAGGAUGGCUCUCGUCUUUGGGCAACCGGAAAGGCAAAGGCUAUUUUCACGAUCGAUACAACUACUGGAACGGUCAGUGAAACGCGCAAAAAUGCCCACGAUUCGCCAGUGAAUCGCAUUAAACACCUCAUGCCCCACAUGCUAAGCACUGGUGAUGACGACGGGGUCAUCAAGCUGUGGGACCCUCGAAAGUCUGAUCCCAUUCGAAGUUAUACCCAUCAUUAUGACUUCAUCUCUGAUUUCCUUUGGUUGGACGACAAGAAGCACCUCAUCACAACCAGCGGCGAUGGCACACUAUCAGUGAUUGAUGUACGUGGAAAGAAGCCGGAACCGGUGGCACAGUCCGAGGAUCAGGAGGAUGAGUUGCUCUCUAUUGUUGCUAUUCGAAGCGGGUCCAAAGUAGUAGUCGGCACCCAGACGGGGAUUCUGUCCGUGUUUAAUCGUAGCCAUGGGUGGGCAGACUGUGUCGACAGAGUUCCUGGGCACCCUCAGUCGAUUGAUGCUCUUUGUACGCUACCGUCGUCAUACCCGUCCUCUCACUCCACCAUCCUCACGGGAUCGUCGGACGGUCUUCUGAGGGCUGUGCAGCUAUUUCCUACCAAGCUCCUUGGAGUUGUCGCUGACCACGGAUCUUUUCCCAUCGAAAGAAUUGCAGUCGAUCUCGGUGGGGAGGGAAGAUGGGUCGGUAGUGCAGGUCACGAUGACACGCUUAAGAUGACAGAUCUCAGGGCCGUUUUUGAAGACGAGGAGGGUGAAGAGGUUGAGGACUCCGAAAAUGUACAAAUUAUUCAGGCCUCGGACAUAGACCCGCAGGAACCCGACGGAGCUGAUGUCGAAACCCAAGCACCUCCCGAGGGCACUGCAUCAGUAAUCGAAGCCUCUGACAGUGACGAUGACGUACGGGACUCCUUGAAGGAGAAGAAAAGAAAAUCGAAAAGCAGCAAAAAUGCAUUAGCGGGGAGGAGCAAAAAGGCGCGGAACCAGAUUGAUGCGGACCCUUCGUUCUUCAAGGGCCUAUGAUCACAACACCGACGUAGGGCAUCUUGUGCAUCUCAUCGCUUUGCCUCUCAAUACGGGAAGUACUCACAGCCGUUCAGGGACCGGAGAGUUAUACUCAACCCGUCGGGAGGCUCAGGCAGGCUGUGAGAUUAGUGCAUCCACGACUAUCCACCCCUGUCAGUGUUCUUGGUUGCUACAUACUGCAUCAUCUCAAUGAGAUCCGUGGGCUAUGGUUCUGGAUGGGUCUCAAGUUGUCAUUAUAGUCUAUUAAUGGACAGAUAGAUCUGCGAAAGCUCACCGCUUAGAAACUCGUUGUGUGGUAAUUAUGCGAUCUCAUUCGUGUUCGCUCCCAUUGUGUAUCCUAUCCGUUCUCAUACUAUGCACGCUUCGGCGCUUCAGCUGUGCUCCGCAUGGAAAAUUUUGGCUGUAACGGAUCGCACUAAAU
Molecule: messenger RNA, 1624 nt
Organism: Suillus clintonianus
Lineage: Eukaryota; Fungi; Basidiomycota; Agaricomycetes; Boletales; Suillaceae
Product: WD40-repeat-containing domain protein
Exons: 8
Coding region: 1-1200 (399 amino acids)
Molecular function (GO): protein binding
Source: RefSeq, a predicted model, not a curated record